Messenger RNA from Beta vulgaris subsp. vulgaris (sugar beet), 2804 nucleotides. RefSeq names its product organic cation/carnitine transporter 1. The record is from RefSeq and is a predicted model, not a curated record. Lineage: Eukaryota; Viridiplantae; Streptophyta; Magnoliopsida; Caryophyllales; Amaranthaceae. Gene Ontology annotation, biological process: transmembrane transport. Bases 428 to 2020 code for a protein of 530 amino acids. Gene Ontology annotation, molecular function: transmembrane transporter activity. Gene Ontology annotation, cellular component: membrane. The transcript has 3 exons.
CUGGAGAAUUGACAAUCUCUUAAGAGAUGCUCCAACGACUCGAGAUGAUUGUUGCAAAAUUUACAACUUGUAUCCACUUGUAUAUUCCUUUUUGCCAAUUCUUUUGAGGUAGGAAGGGGGUUAUUGAGAAUCCUCCAAAGGAAUAGUUUCGAUUCGACUCAUUAACGCCUCUAUCAAUUUAUAUAUAUAAAAAAGGGUGAGAAUAAUUACCUUACAAAUUUUAGGAGGGAGCAGAAUCAAUAAUAGCUUAUAUAAGGACUGUGUAUAUGCUUUACUGAAGUAUGACAAUACGAACCUAAAAAAAAAAAUGGUCAUGCGAAUCAAUUGUCGUGUUUAAAUAAGAAAAAGUUGCCACCACUGAGCCACUACAAGUAAGAAAAAAGCAUCCAACCAAUUAAUGAUACAAAUUAUCACACCAAAGUAAACAAUGGAAGAACAGAAUACUGAUCAGUUAGCAAUCCCCCAAAAUACUGAACAACCCAACUCUGCAAGAGAGUUGACAGUAGAUGAAGUGAUUGAAAACUAUGUGGGUUCAUUUGGAUUCUCUCAGAUGAUACAAACAUUUCUGGUAUCAUUAGCUUGGAUAUUUGAUGCCCAGAGUACUUUGGUCACCAUUUUCAGCGACGCCGAGCCCGAAAAAUGGAGAUGCAAACCAAAUUAUAUGUGCGGAGGACAGCAAAGUGGUAAGGGAAGUUUAGUUUGUGGGCUUCAACCUGGGAGUUGGGUGUGGGAGGAUGGGCAGAAAAGCACAAUAUUGUCAGAAUGGGGACUUAUUUGCCACCAUAAGUUUCUUGCUGCGCUCCCUGCUUCUUGCUUCUUCCUUGGCUCUCUUAUAGGAUCAGCAAUAUAUGGUCAUUUAGCUGAUUCAGUGUUAGGAAGAAAGAAGACCUUAAUUCUAGCAUGCAUAUUAACCUCCAUAACUGCUUUACUGACCUCCAUUGCACCAAAUAUUUGGGCUUACGCUACCUUUCGUUUUCUCAACGGCUUAACUCGAUCAGGAAUCGGAAUUUGCUGCUUAGUCCUUGCAACCGAAAUUGUAGGUCGUGAAAAACGAGGCCAAGUAGGCCAAUAUGGCUUUUUCUUCUUCUCUUCAGGAUUUCUUUCCCUUCCUUUAAUUUCUUUCUACACCAAAUCUUCUUGGAGAUCACUCCACAGAAUCCUAUCUCUUCAAGUUUUUCUUUAUUGCAUUAUUAUACUACCUUUUGUUGUCGAAUCACCUCGAUGGCUUUUAAUAAAAGGAAGGAAAACAGAAGCUCACUCUAUUUUAACGAAAUUAGCUACUCGGAAUGGGAAAAAGAUCCCGGAUCACGUCGAAUUGACGGACCCGAGUUUAUCAAAUGAGCAAAACAAACAAAUGAGAUUAUGGCAGUGUAAAUGGGCAAGGAUUAGAAUGUGGAAAGCAAUGAUAGGUGGUUUUGGAGUUGGAUUUGUGUAUUAUGGAGUUCAAUUAAAUGUUGAGAAUUUGAACUUUUCCAAGUAUUUGAGUGUUGUCAUCAAUGCGUUGUUGGAAAUUCCAUCGGUCUUUAUUGGAGGUUAUCUUCUUGGAUUUAUGAAGCGUCGGCUCUUGCUUUCACUUUCUUGCUUUAUAGCAGGGAGUUCUUGCUUUCUUUGCGUCGCCUUCACUAGAGGCAAAGGUGGAACAUUGUGGAAUUGGAUACAGUUGGGAAUUGAAGGAAUUGGAUUCAUGGCUGCUUCAGUGGCUUUCGAUAUUAUGUUUAUCUAUUGUGUUGAGUUGUUUCCUACAAAUGUGAGAAACUUUGCUGUUUCAUUAAUGCGUCAAGCGUUGGUUUUGGGGGGUGCAGUGGCACCUUUGUUAGUUGCUGCUGGGCGUUUAAGCCCAACAUUCUCAUUCUUAGUGAUUGGGACAUCAUCUAUUCUGAGUGGGUUGAUGAGUUUUUGGCUCCCAGAGACUAAGAAUGCUCCCCUUUUUGAAACUUUGGAGCAACAUGAAAAGGAAGAGAAAUUAGGUCAUCAUGGAAGUUCAUGUGAUGAACCUAAAUUAGAACUUGUGGAGAGUUAAAGGGUUGAGCAAGUAUACAAUAUGGAAAAAUUUUAAUUUAUCAAGAGGGCUUUUCUCUUAUAAGGUAAUCCCUUAGAAUAAAACAAGUGAUUUUCAUGUUACACAAAUCCUACUCCUCAAUUCCACGUCUUUUUUAUUUGCUUAACAUAAUUCACUAUUUUUGUAAAGGCAAUUAAGCAGCAUGUGUCAAAUUUCACUAGAUGAUACAAUAAUAUUCUAAACCGUCAAAAUAAUGCAUCAACUUUCAUAAAGGUCACCCAUUAUUUUCCAAAACAAUUCACCGUAUCAAGAAAAUUUCAUCGUCUGGCAAGUAUUUCCAACAUUAGCUUAUUUUGUAAGGUUGUAACAAGCAUUAAAGAAAACUAACUUUUUUUUUACCCAUGCAAACUGAACGAGAAGCUUUUUGUUUUAUAAAUUGAAUAUUUUCAGAAAUUUCUCCAAAAAUCAUGGUGGUAAAUAUUAACUUGUGAUUUAAAUUAUAUAAUUAUGUAUUGAGAUUAUUUUAGAAAUUACUUAUGACUUUUGUAUUCAAUGUCUGAUUUAGUUAAUGUCAUGCAAAAUCAUGUGACCCCCUUUGAAAAAAAGUUGAUUGAAUUAGUCUUUACUCUAUUUGCUGCUUCACUUCGAGUCUCUGAUAAAUUCAAAAUAUAUUUGUACCACUACUAAUACUCAACUAUACACCCGCUUAUGCUCCUACUAUUGGCAGUCCUGCUCAUCCUCUCUCUCUUGCCAUCUUGCACCACUGCUGCAUCAUAUUUCGCCAUCCACUGGCCACUUAGACAUA